ACCUACCUACCUAAAUACAUACAUCCCACAACACAGCAAACAUGAGCAUCAAAGCCCUCCUCCUCGCCGUCUUCACCUCCACCGCCAUGGUCUCCGCCGCCGCCAUCAUCAGGCGCGGUGAUGAAGCCUGCAUCCCCACAUCCUACACCCUCACAUCCUACACCCUGACGACAUCCCCAAACGCUGCCAGCGUCGACUUUGAAUUCCAGGCCAACUUUCCCGACUCCGUCUCCACCGACCAAGUCCAGGACGGCGCCCGCUGCACCGCUUCUGGUCCUUCGAUUCCCAACAACAACGAAUGCCAAGUCCCCAGCCGUGCUUUGCUAUUCGAUCUCCGUGGCCCCCAAGAGCAGGCGUACUACCAGAUUACGCACACAUGGUCGUGCAACGGAGGCACCUGGCUCUCUGGCAACGCAGUCAAGGUCACGCCAUUGGACUGCCACGACCAAGGCAAUGCGCGCGUCUGCACCGGCGCUCCUCUGACGCUUGCACCCCAGAAUGUCCGCAAGAUUUGCGCCACGCCCACGUGCUAGCUUCAAUCCCUAACUGAAAUGCCUGCAUGGGUUCUUGACGGGAACAGUGCAAGCACUCUUCACCUGUAUUUGAAAUGACGUCAAAGUAAUGUUCAGACAUGUGUAUGUGUAUGAGGAAGUAUCAAGUUUAAUCAUGGGGAGGUAAUACAAAAGUUAAAAGUGCUUUUGAAUGUAAUUCUAUCUUGUACAUUUUAUGCUUUGAAAACAGUCAACUACGUGCAUUGCU
Molecule: messenger RNA, 759 nt
Organism: Exserohilum turcica Et28A
Lineage: Eukaryota; Fungi; Ascomycota; Dothideomycetes; Pleosporales; Pleosporaceae
Exons: 2
Coding region: 42-533 (163 amino acids)
Source: RefSeq, a predicted model, not a curated record